AUGAAACUUAUCUUAAAAUUUCAAGAUCGAUUUUGCCGUUGUUUUCGAGAAAUCUUGCUUACCGGUGGGCUUGGCCAGCUUGGAACGGAAUGUGCGAAACUACUCAGGAGUACCUACGGCGAGGAAAGUGUCAUCCUGUCGGAUAUAAUCAAACCAAGCUCGGAGAUUGUGGACAGUGGGCCGUACAUUUUUGCUGAUAUUCUAGAUUUUAAGGGCCUGCAAAAGAUCGUUGUCGAUCACCGUGUCGAUUGGAUAAUUCACUUCUCUGCACUUUUGAGUGCAAUCGGCGAGCAGAAUGUGCCACUCGCUGUGCGGGUCAACAUCGAAGGUUUGCACAAUGUGAUCGAACUAGCCAAGCAGUACAAAUUGCGAAUAUUCGUACCGAGCACAAUCGGAGCGUUCGGUCCAGACAGUCCGCGAAAUCCUACCCCGAACGUUACGAUUCAGAGACCGAGAACCAUUUACGGUGUGUCGAAAGUCCACGGUGAGCUGAUAGGCGAGUAUUAUCACCACAAGUUUGGGCUGGACUUCCGCUGCUUAAGAUUCCCGGGUGUUAUCUCCAGUGAUCCACCAGGCGGUGGCACUACCGAUUAUGCUGUGGCUAUCUUUUUCGAAGCCCUGAAAAGCGGGAAAUACGAAUGUUACCUCAGGCCGGAUACUCGCCUGCCCAUGAUGUAUAUCGAGGAUUGCUUGCGAUCGUUACACGAAUUCAUGACUACUCCAGAGGAAAAAUUAAAACGCAGAGUGUACAAUGUUACGGCAAUGUCCUUUACACCAGAAGAACUGGCAGCCGAGCUGGCCACUCAUAUCCCGGAGUUGCACGUGAGUUAUCGUCCGGACAGUCGUCAGUCAAUUGCCGACUCUUGGCCGCAAGUCUUCGAUGAUUCGGAUGCACGCCGCGAUUGGGGAUGGCAACCGAAAUAUGACUUGAAGAAGCUGGUAGAAUUGAUGGUCAACGAUGUUCGGGAAAACUAUAUCAAGAAAGGGCGCAGCAGCGUUUAG
Molecule: messenger RNA, 1002 nt
Organism: Sabethes cyaneus
Lineage: Eukaryota; Metazoa; Arthropoda; Insecta; Diptera; Culicidae
Gene: Tdh
Product: L-threonine 3-dehydrogenase, mitochondrial
Exons: 4
Coding region: 1-1002 (333 amino acids)
Biological process (GO): L-threonine catabolic process
Molecular function (GO): L-threonine 3-dehydrogenase activity
Source: RefSeq, a predicted model, not a curated record